This is a messenger RNA of Boleophthalmus pectinirostris (great blue-spotted mudskipper), 1969 nucleotides long. It is a transcript of the gene slc35a3b, whose product is annotated as solute carrier family 35 member A3b. Gene Ontology annotation, biological process: pyrimidine nucleotide-sugar transmembrane transport. Gene Ontology annotation, cellular component: Golgi membrane. The coding region runs from base 178 to 1428 and encodes 416 amino acids. Gene Ontology annotation, molecular function: UDP-galactose transmembrane transporter activity. The record is from RefSeq and is a predicted model, not a curated record. The transcript has 8 exons. Lineage: Eukaryota; Metazoa; Chordata; Actinopteri; Gobiiformes; Gobiidae.
AGCGCCACCCAGUGAAUGACAACGUUUUGUGUGGGAGCUUAGCCAAAUGUCAAUGUUUUUAAAAAGUAAAGCAGCGUGAGAUGUUGGACACAAACCGCUUGAAUGAAACGUUUAAGUGUAUAGAAAACAAGAACAGGCUCAGUGCACAGCACUGGCGGACCUUUCAAAUAUGACAUUAUGUUUGAGGACUUAAACUGUCCAGGUGUGAGAGGACAUGUCCAGCAGGUGUCACCCCACAUCUGGGGUGCGGAUGGAGCAGAGUGCCUUUACACAGUAGGACUGUGGAUCCAGGAGUUGACACUUCAGCGCCACUCUGAGCGCAUACACGACGGAAAACUCUACGAUUCGUCGCGCGUUUGGUGUCAUUGCUACAUUCACGGUUUUACUGUUUGCUCCUUUGCGCCCCCUAAAGCGCCCUCUGCCAUGGAGCUUUCCUCGCCUAACUCCAUGAAGCUAAAAUACAUCUCACUGGGAGUACUGGUGCUGCAAACCUCCUCCCUGGUCCUCACUAUGCGCUUCUCCCGAACACUCAAAGAGGAGGGCCCCAGAUACCUGCCAUCUUCAGCUGUGGUGUCCGCCGAAGUUCUCAAAAUCUCUGUGUGCACACUCAUUGUCUUUGUGCAAAACAAUUUGAGUGUACGAGCACUGAACCAACAUCUGAAGGAGGAGAUUGUGAACAAAUCAGCAGACACACUGAAAUUGGCUGUUCCUGCUGCGAUCUACACACUGCAGAACAAUCUUCUUUAUGUGGCUCUGUCUAACCUGGAUGCAGCCACCUAUCAGGUCACAUACCAGUUAAAGAUCCUCACCACAGCGCUCUUCUCCGUCUCAAUGUUGGGAAAGAAGUUGGGUUUCUACCAGUGGCUGUCACUGCUUAUCCUAAUGACUGGAGUCACUUUGGUACAGUGGCCCACAGAGUCUACGGGGGACUCAGAACAGAAGGUGCUGUCUGCCAGUUCACGGUUUGUGGGGCUGAUGGCUGUGCUAAUGGCCUGCAUAUCCAGUGGAUUUGCAGGAGUUUACUUUGAGAAGAUCCUCAAAGAGACCAAACAGAGCAUCUGGCUUAGAAACAUACAACUGGGUUUCUUUAGCUUUCUCCUGGGCUUUGUAGGGAUGCUGGUAGUUGAUGGAGGGAGUGUGAGAAGGGCUGGCAUGUUUCAGGGCUACAGCGUCGUCACCUGUGUGGUCGUGAUGUUACAGGCUUUUGGGGGCUUGGUUGUAGCAGUGGUCAUCAAAUAUGCAGACAACAUCCUGAAAGGUUUUGCAACUUCUGUGUCUAUCAUUGUGUCAACCCUAAUUUCAUACUUCAUACUAGCGGACUUCAAUCCAACAAUUGUAUUCUUCACUGGGACAGUGCUGGUCAUUGCAUCCACAUUUCUCUACAGUUAUGAGGUCAAAAUACCUUCGACUAGUGCAAUUACAGUAUGACAGAAAGUAUGAAGUUGCAAAUGUGCAACAAACAUAGCCUAUUGUUACAACUGUUGAGUUGCUGUUUCACAAGGGAUAUGGGUAAAUUUUUUUUUUUUAUUAUUAUUGCAAUUAAAAUUGUGUUAACUUUAUUUUUCACUGGAAGUCUUUAAACUAUGUGUUAGUUACUUAGGUUCCUGUCAAUACACAACAAUUUUGGAAAUAGUGAAAAGAAUAUGUAAUAUUCUAUAAUUGUCAAAUUCACAACAUGUGGAUGUAUGUACUAUACGUACAGAAUUUAUAUAUGAUGUGUUCUUGUAAUUCUAUUUAUUUAUACAAGAAAAAUCAACCUGCAUUUGAACUGUAUGAUCAGUGGAUAUAAGAGGGUAAUCUAUUUAUUUUGUAUUAUUUAAGGGCUUUUAUUUUACAUAUUUUAUGUCAUUAAGGGAAUUACUUUACCUGUGUCUGCCUGUGCCUAUGAUAUGGGAUCAGACAGGAUGACAGUUUUAACCUUUUUGCUCACAGUGUGAGUAUUUGAAUCGUACGUUCUUCUUUUUAAAUG